This is a messenger RNA of Trichoderma virens Gv29-8, 2511 nucleotides long. RefSeq lists its product as uncharacterized. The record is from RefSeq and is a predicted model, not a curated record. The transcript is spliced from 3 exons. Bases 1 to 2511 code for a protein of 836 amino acids. Lineage: Eukaryota; Fungi; Ascomycota; Sordariomycetes; Hypocreales; Hypocreaceae.
AUGGCGCCGGCACCAGACCAACUCUCCUCGCCCGGGUCCGUGAGCUAUGAUUCCGACACCAUGGUGGUGGGGGAUGGGACGUGGGACUUUACCAAGAACACGUUCCUGCUCCCCAACUUGCAGGGCACCGACUUUGACACCAUGCGAUACAAUGGAAUGGGCAAUCGCUUCUCCACGCUCCACCAGUACCACACCAUCAUCUUGGCCCACGGCAUACUGGCGGCCAUGGUUUUUCUCUUCCUGAUCCCCUUCUCCGUGAUGCUUAUUAGGUUCUAUUCGAGAGACCCGGCCUAUACGAUUCGAUACCACGCCCGCCUCCAGGUUUUCUCCUGCUUGCUCCUGACGGCAGCCUUCAUAUUGCCCUUCUUCGCCGUCGGCCCCAAGCGAGCCCUGUCGAACCCGCACCAUGGAAUUGGCGUUGCCAUCUUUGUCAUGUUCGUCGUUCAGCUCGUCGGCGGUCGAAUAAUCCAGCACAUUGCCAAGAUGCGGUCCCUUCGCAGAAUGCUUCAUCAGUGGCUGGGUCGAGCCAUCGCAAUCCUUGGAAUCGUCCAGAUACCUCUCGGCCUCACCUUGUACGGAUCGCCCAAGGUUCUUUUCAUCUUGUACGCCGUUUGGAUGGGAUUCCUGUUGCUGGUCUACUUUGUUCUCAGCUACCAGGCCGAGGGCCGUCGAGACCAUUAUAUUUCGGGAGGUCGCUCCGAAGCAGGCACUCGCAUCACCGAAUCCGAGUACUACUCUGAGCAUAGAGAGGAGCACCAUUCAAAAAUGAAAUGGCUAGGCCCCCUUGCCGCCGCCGCAGGGGUGUUUGCAUUGACCAGAGGACGCAAGAAUCAUGAUGAUGAUCGUAGCCGAGUUCGCAGCAGGUCCCCAUCCAUGGCGAGAAGCCGUGGCCCAACCGUCAUCUCAUCACGGCCAAGCUACUUUUCGGAGAAAUACUCGGAUCUUCCGGCGCAGCGAAGCGGCGGUAAUGGCAUGCUAAAGGCAUUAGGGGGUGCAGCAGCCGUUUUUGGUGCUGGAAAGCUCUUUUCCAACUUUAUGAGCCGUCGUGAUCGACGAGAUGAGGAAUACUCGGCUGUAUCUACCGAAACCCCGCGCCGCAACAGGUCUGGACGCGCCAUGACCAUCAGCGAAUACGCCAGCGAGUAUACCGACGAUGCAUCCACCAUUCCGCCGUCGCGCGCCCCUGCCCCUACUCAGACCGCUUCCGCUUUUGGAGGCCGUGACUCGGUUCGACGUCCGUCACCACCUCGUUCGAAUGUCCGCGGCAACGCACGAUAUGAUGAUUCCGAAUAUUCGUCCUACGUUUCUCCUUCGCGACGGCCGCAAGAUGGAGCUGGCGGUGGUGGCGGCGGGUUUGCCAAGGGCGUGCUUGCUACCUUGGGAGUCGGAUGGCUCGCCAAAAAGUUCGCCGGUAACCGCGCCAGGAAAGAGGAAGAAGAACGAUUCAGGGAAGAAGAGGAGAUGAGGUCUGGCACUCAGUUCUCUAGGUACAGCAACACCAACACCGAAUACACAUCUCCGAUUAGAAGGGACUCCCGCCGUCCGCCCCCCCAGAGGCGUAGCACCGUUACAGGAACCGAAUUAUCUUCAGACAUGACGGAAUCUACGUUUGACACUCAGACUGAACUCUCUCGCCCACCUCAAAAGGCGCCGCUGAGUGCCGCUGUCAGAGUGCCACCUAGCACAUCCGCGUUGGCCCCUGGCGGAUCGCCCCCAGCCAGGCGUGGCGAGCGUUUGUCCAUGCCCGCCAUGCCCAGCGACCCCCACGGCAUUCUCCAUUCCGAGGUAUCUGAUUUGACUUCUGUUGCCGACCGGCCCACGGGACGCAAUCCGUCUCGACGACAAAUGGACAGCGAAAGAGCUGCAGCUGAGGCGGCGGCGCACAAAGACCGAAACGUCACACUGCGAAAGCUUACUGAGGAGGAGUCUUUGGCGCGGAGAAGCCGAAUGAACUCGCAAUCUAGCCUGUCCGAGUCUCCUACCAAGGGGGGUCGCCGAUACCGCAGGGAUGAUAGCCAGAGGAGGGCAGAGUCGGCAGCCGAAAGCAGGGUCGAAAGCAGAGUUCAGGACGAUGUCAGCAGAGUAGGACCGCUCUCGCCGCCAAACCCAUCGUACGCCAAGGACAGACGCGGCAAAGAUUCAGGUUACUACUCCGGCCAGCCUGCCCAGCAGCCCGGUCAACCCGGGCCCUCGGCUCACCUAGCACCGCCGCCCAUGCAACUGCCCAAUGCCAGCGUCUCUAGUGUCGGCAGUCAUGGCACAUGGAGUGGCAUGGGACCUCCGACGGAAGUCCCAAGCGGACCGCCGGUCGCACAACCGGUUGUACCGCCAGUCGUACCGUCAACCGCACCGCCAACAGAGGUCAAGGACGACAAGGGUAACGAGUCGGCUGCAGACAACAGAAGAAGGCGGCGAGCGGAGCGACGACGAGCCAGCAGCAGCCACCCUCCCCCAUCUGGAACGGACACAUAUACGACUGACACGUAUGAUGAUACCGAGAGGGGAUAUUGA